Selaginella moellendorffii is the source of this 1668-nucleotide messenger RNA. RefSeq names its product subtilisin-like protease SBT3.14. The record is from RefSeq and is a predicted model, not a curated record. Lineage: Eukaryota; Viridiplantae; Streptophyta; Lycopodiopsida; Selaginellales; Selaginellaceae. Gene Ontology annotation, biological process: proteolysis. Bases 1 to 1668 code for a protein of 555 amino acids. The transcript has 4 exons. Gene Ontology annotation, molecular function: serine-type endopeptidase activity.
AUGAAUGAACUCCUUACCAGGAAGCUCGUUGGAGCCAGAUACUAUAACGGAGCAAAAGUCUCGACGGGUCCAUACAAGAACUCGAGAGACUCGGUUGGACAUGGAACUCAUACGUCGUCGACAGCUGCUGGGAGCCUGGUUCCGCACGCGAGUAAGAGAGGACUCGCUCCUGGCACGGCCCGAGGAGGAGCUCCAAAUGCUCGGAUCGCCAUGUACAAAGUCUGCUGGACGGAUAGCUGCGAGGAGGUUGACAUCGCUGCGGGUUUCGACGAUGCCAUCAACGACGGCGUGGAUGUCCUGUCCAUCUCACUCGGAGGCUAUCCCGCAGUUUACAGCGUAGACGUCAUUGCGAUUGGUGCCUAUCACGCCGUCGAAAGAGGGAUCAUGGUCUCUUGCGCUGGUGGAAACUCUGGACCAUUUACUGGAUCGGUGUCCAACGGUGCUCCCUGGAUCUUCACAGUUGGUGCCAGUACAAUCGACAGGGAGAUCAACGAGGAUGCUAAAAUAGCAGCCAAAGGAACAACGAUUCCUUACAAGCCAGCACCUGUCGUAGCAGAGUUUUCGUCAAGAGGUCCACACACAAUCAGUCCGGAUAUCAUCAAGGUACUCGAAAGACAUACCAUGAAGCUUGUGACUUAUCUCGCGUUGCAGCCGGACGUUACCGCUCCAGGAGUCGAGAUCUUAGCAGCUUGGCCAAGCAAUAUCCCCGACACUGACAAUGGAAAGGAAGUGUUCGUGGAGUACACUUUUCUGUCUGGAACUUCCAUGGCGUGCCCUCACGUCAGUGGCACCAUCGCUUACUUGAAAUCCAUUCACCCAACAUGGAGUCCUGCGGCGAUCAAAUCAGCAGUCAUGACCACAGCAAAAGCAGUCGAUCCAGGACUAGUCUAUGACACUGAUCCUCUCGACUAUAUCACCUAUCUCUGUAACUCGGGCUAUACCUCCAAGCAAAUCCAAAACAUCACAGGCGACAGUAGCAGCAAAUGCCCCAAGAACGACACCUCUUUCAGCCUCAACUAUCCCUCCAUCGCAGUCCUCUUGGAUGGAUCCAGCAAGACGGUGGAGAGGACAGUGACCAAUGUGGGAAAUCCCAGCGCGACCUACACCGCUUCCGUGGGAAGCGCCAAAGGAAUCUCGAUCUCGGUCACUCCCACCAAGCUGAGCUUCACAAGCGCCGGACAGAAGCUGAGCUACAGCGUCACCGUCUCCGCCAAGGGAUCCAUAGCGGCGGAUCCCCAAGCGCCGAAAUGGAGCUUCUCGGAUCUCACCUGGGAAGAUGGAGUGCACGUUGUGCGCAGCCCGAUCGCCGCUCACACUUCUGAGAAUUUGUCUUCCAGCAUUAGCAAUGCUCACUUGUCCAUCAUCUUCAGCUAUAAGUAUGCCUUCAGUGGGUUCUCGGCAUACCUGACUGAAGAAGAGGCCAAAACAAUCUCCAGUCAUUGCUUAACAGACCACUGUGUAGGAAUGCCUGAGGUCCUCAACAUCUAUCCCAGCAAAACGCUCCAUUCACUGACAACACACUCAUGGGAUUUCCUCGGCCUGGCCAUGCCUGCCAAAAGCAGUCACACUGGAUCUCCAAGUACUGACGUGAUCAUCAGGCUUCUGGACACAGGUAACUUACAAAACUCGCUUGGAAAAGCUCAAUGUGUUUACUUGCUCUGUGCGUAA